AUGAAACAUACACGUGGUUUAUGGACGAUAGCUGUUCUUUUCGUGCAUGUUUGGACGUGGAGCGAUGCAGCCACAACUACGGCACCACCGAUCGUGUUGGACAACCAUUUCACGUACAUUGUGCUCGGUGGGGAUCACAUCGCCGAAAGCGUUGGUCGAUACCUCGCCGCCAAGGAUAGCAAUAAAACGGUGCUAGUGUUGAAGGGAAGCCAGUGUAAUAAUGUGUUCGAACCAUCCGAACCGUCGAGGCUGUGGCUCGAUGUGUCCUAUCUAUUCGCCGAAAGUGCCCAUUACCAGGGGUACGAGUUUAUCGAUCCCUUCCUGCAUGGUUCCAAACCAGGCAUUGCAUUCACCAAUCACACGGUGGGUUUUCUACCUCCAGUGCAACAGCUCUACGCCAUAGAUCCGAACCUACAGAUGCUCACCGGUGCCAGACCAACUAGGAUAAUCUACAACAAAGCUUCCUCGACAGUCCUGGGUGUGGAAGUUAGCAUCAACUUUGAGACGCAAUACGUGUUCGCCAGGGAGCAACUCAUCGUCGCUGGCAGAUGCAAAGAAGACUAUCAGCUCCUAUCGCGGGCUCAAGUAGUAUCGUCAGCCAUACUGGAAAAGCUGUUUCGCGAUGUGCCAUUAAACAUAGCGCUAAACAGUCCCAUUGUAGCACCAGUUUUCAAGAUCAACUCUCUGGUUCCUAUCGAUCAUGUACCAACGAAACAGCCUUAUCAUCUUUUGGCCACCGAGUUGUUCAUUGAAACGAAGAAAAAUGACGACAAUCGACCGAAUGCAAAGAUUAAUAUCGUCCUCAAGGAGCAACCGCCAUACCGUUGGAUAGGAUUCUGUCCUUCGCUUAUCCAUACAGAAAACGAACUGUACGACCGCAACACCCUCCUGCAGGUCUUAAUGGACACCACAGAGAUCUGCCGGCGGCUAGGAACAAGCGAAACGUUCCAAACGUUGAAUCUCACGAUGGUGACCCACCAGCCGGACUCAGUGAUGUCGGGUUGUGUACCCGAAUCGCCGGCCAAAAGUCUGCAAAGUUUUGUCAAACAAACGCUCGCCGCGGCAACUUUCGGCAGUGAGGAGCAAACAAUAGCAACGUUACCCAGCAGCAGCUACGAGACGGAAUGGCUCACGAGAGAUUUCCGCCUCAAAUCGACACGAAACCUACGCCUGUUACCGUUCGGACUGACAUCCCCAUUUUUGGAGCGCUGGUGGCCCCAAAUAUUCAGCCCACAGCACCCGGCACGGCACGACAACGUUGCUGGACAAGCUGAAGGAACGCCUGAAGACUAUCAGUAA
This is a messenger RNA of Anopheles darlingi, 1299 nucleotides long. RefSeq lists its product as uncharacterized. NCBI's taxonomy places the organism in Eukaryota, Metazoa, Arthropoda, Insecta, Diptera, Culicidae. Bases 1 to 1299 code for a protein of 432 amino acids. The record is from RefSeq and is a predicted model, not a curated record. The transcript has 4 exons.